Tripterygium wilfordii is the source of this 1859-nucleotide messenger RNA. RefSeq names its product probable serine/threonine-protein kinase PBL12. Gene Ontology annotation, biological process: protein phosphorylation. Lineage: Eukaryota; Viridiplantae; Streptophyta; Magnoliopsida; Celastrales; Celastraceae. Bases 197 to 1522 code for a protein of 441 amino acids. Gene Ontology annotation, molecular function: protein kinase activity; ATP binding. The transcript is spliced from 5 exons. The record is from RefSeq and is a predicted model, not a curated record.
AUAUUCCUAACUAAUAUGAAGACAUUGAACUUGACAUACAUGAUUAUAUAUCAGAGUGUUUUUUUUGUGUGUAUUUAUAAUUCAUUACUGUAACCUAUAUAUAUAUAUAUAUAUAGCUUUUGUGGAGUAGUAGGUAGUGAAUGAACCAUAAGUUCUCAGCUUUCAUACACAAUUGCAAGUUCUUAGUUGUCAAAAGAUGACUUCGAAGAAGCUAAUGAGAUUGAAAUCUAUCAUCACAAGCUGCUACAAGACUGAAAAUCCUUCUUCGGAAUCCAAAAAUGAAGUUCAGAACAACAAUUCCUUUCAAAGGCUAUCACUCUCUGAUGUUAGCAAGCACAGCUCCCCGCUCUCCAUAGACGAUAUCUCGAAUUCUUUCGCUGGUUCCAAGCUUCAUGCAUUCACUUUCGCGGAGCUGAGAGUGAUGACGAGUAAUUUCUCGCGAAGUAAUCUGCUCGGUGAAGGGGGAUUCGGACCAGUGUACAAGGGAUUUGUUGAUGACAAGAUUAGGCCUGGCUUGGAGGCUCAAUCGGUCGCGGUUAAGUCUCUGAACUUGGAUGGAAUGCAGGGACAUAAGGAGUGGAUGGCAGAGAUAAUAUUUCUUGGACAAUUAAGGCAUCCCCAUCUAGUUAAAUUGAUUGGAUAUUGUUGGGAAGAAGAGGAAAGAUUACUGGUUUAUGAAUACAUGGCCAGAGGAAGCUUGGAGAAUCAACUCUUCAGAAGAUAUACAGCGACAUUGCCAUGGUCGACGAGGAUGAAAAUUGCAUUGGGAGCUGCCAAGGGCCUUGCCUUCCUCCAUGAAACUGAUAAACCAGUAAUAUACAGGGAUUUUAAGUCUUCAAACAUCUUAUUAGACUCUGAUUACACUGCCAAAAUAUCAGAUUUUGGUCUCGCAAAGGACGGUCCAGAAGGCGAAGAAACACACGUCACAACGCGUGUAAUGGGCACGCAGGGUUAUGCUGCUCCUGAAUAUAUCAUGACUGGUCACUUGACAACAAUGAGCGAUGUCUACAGUUUUGGAGUAGUUCUGCUAGAGCUUUUAACAGGUAAACGGUCCAUGGAUAACAUCCGGCCCGGGAGAGAGAAGAGCCUUGUGGAAUGGGCAAGGCCUCUAUUGAGAGACCCGCAAAAGCUUAACAGGGUUAUAGACCCAAGACUGGAAGGCCAAUUUCCCAGCAAAGGAGCUCAAAAGGCAAUUGCACUGGCUUACAAAUGCUUGAGCCAUCAACCAAAGCCUAGACCUGCAAUGAGUGAUGUGGUCAAGAUAUUGGAACUUCUGCAGGGCUAUGAUGAUUCAUUUUCUGGACCAUUUGUAUAUGUAGUGCCCAAGGAAACUGAGAGCAGAGAAUGUUUUACAAAAGAGAGACUAAAAUGUGAAGGAGACAGGGAUGAGAGCCCGCGCCGGAACCGUCCUGGUUGGAGACAUAGGAUCCACUUACCUCUCUCUCUGGUUCCUAAUUCAGAUCCUGCAUUGCAUGAGAAAUUUGGAGGUGGCUUGGCCUCUCCCAAACGACCGAGGAAGUAACAUCAUUGGUACAUACACAGUGAGAUGGGUAAUGCAAUUUUUGGUCACUAAAAUAGUUAAUCGUGUUCAAUUCGGUCGCCAUAUGUUCCAACGUUUCAAAUUGAAAAUUGUUCCCAAGUGUACACUCUGACAGAUUUUCAACUAUUCGGGUAGUACAACCUUUGAUGUGGCAUAAAAAAUCAAUAAAACGAAUCUACCCCGAAUAGUGAGAAAUCUGUCUAUAUGUGCAUAUUGGAACAAUUUUCUACUUUUGUAUUCCCAAAUUGAAACGUCUGAACAUUCGGCGAUUGAGUUGAAAAUUGACAAUAUUUUCAAUAAAUUAACAAAAGUUGCAUUA